Molecule: messenger RNA, 948 nt
Organism: Ustilago hordei
Lineage: Eukaryota; Fungi; Basidiomycota; Ustilaginomycetes; Ustilaginales; Ustilaginaceae
Exons: 1
Coding region: 1-948 (315 amino acids)
Molecular function (GO): acetylpyruvate hydrolase activity
Source: RefSeq, a predicted model, not a curated record
AUGACUUCCUCGGCAGCAACGUCCUGGUGGCGCCUCAUCCGAUUCAUCGCCCGAGAAGAUGGACAAACGUACUUCGGUCAACCUCUUGACGAUUCACUCGAUGUUGGUGUUGCCUAUGCCAAUUCUUCUCCACCUAUCCGCGCGAACAUUCUCUACACCCAUCCGCUAUCCGGUCCUGCACCUCUAUCUGGUGUAAUCAAGACUGUAUCCACUCUUCUUCCACCUCUUCUUCCCCACGAGAUCCCCUCGAUUCGUGCUUUAGGAGCAAACUUCAUCCAACCCAACCAAGAUCCCCAUGUUGCAAUCAAAAGCCGCCCUGUCUUACCCAUUCUCUUUUACAAACCCAACACCACCAUCUCUGGUCCCGGUCGUGAAAUCAUCAUUCCCGCUUGUGCAAAGGAAGAAUCAGACUACGAAGUUGAACUACUCGUUGUCCUUGGAAAGUGCAUAAAAGACGCCUCGCCCAGCGAGGCAAUGCAAGCAGUUCUCGGCUACACACUUUCCAACGACGUCUCAGCACGAGCACGGAUGUUCGCAGUUCCUCAAUGGGGUCUAGGUAAAUCCUUCGAUGGUUGGUUACCCAUUGGACCAUGCCUAGUCUCCGCUUCAAACCCUAAAGGCAUUCAUAACCCUGAUAAUAUUCACCUAAUGACAAAACUCAACAACAGGGUCAUGCAAGACGGAAACACAUCAGAGAUGCUUUGGAAAACAGCUGAAACUUUGGCAGAGUUGAGUAAAAGUACAACGUUGGAAAAGGGUAGCGUGGUUAGUAUGGGAACUCCUCCAGGUGAAGGAUUCAAGAGGAACCCAAAGGUUUGGUUGAGAGAUGGCGAUACGUGUCAUUUGUGGGGCGGAAAUGGCUUGGGGAGCUUGAUCAAUGCGGUUAGAGAGCAAGGGAAGGGUGAUGAGCGGCCGGUUGAGGUUCACAAAUUCAAGGCUAAACUGUAG